UUUUUUUUUCUUGAACCGUUGCCACUCAAAACUGGUGCAACUUUUCUACUCUGUACUUUUACCUUUUUUUUCCCGAGAUCUUCUUUUCGAUCUGCUCCUACUCGUCAGACACAAGGCUUCAUUAAAGUUGAGGCUUAGUUGUGGGCGGGGUGACCUUGUAUGAUAUAAUUGUAACAACCAGAAAAACCUUCAAGACGAGCGAAGGCAUCAAAAGUUGCAACCCAUCAAAAAGUCGGAUCAUCUAGAGGAAACAGUAGCGAGGCGCCGCGAUCUGUAUUAUAUCCAGCCAAAGAGACAAGACAAAAAAAAAAUGCCUAGAUACAACAUGAACGGAAACCACCUCUUCCCACCAAACCUGGCGGGUUUUGCCACGCCAGAGGACCAGUCAAAGGACGAGAUCAUCGCCGAGCUCAGGCGCAAGAUCGAGGAGAUGUCGACGUCGGGCAGCAGCGCGGCGUCGAGCGUCGGCGAGAGCUCGCAGAGCUGCGCGGGUGGCAGCGGCAGCAGCAGGAGGAGCAGGAGGCGGCGGAACCGGAACAAGGGGGCGCUCAUGACCACAACGGUGCCGUUUCAGCAGCAGCAAGAACAAUACGAACAACAACAACAAAAACAACAACAACAGCAACAGCAACAGAACAGGAGUUCGAACAGAAACCGCAACAAUGCGAAUACCUAUCGGAGCAACGCAAGCAAUGCGACCGAGGAGAUACCACGCCCGACUGAGAGGAGAAAGGUCCCCAAGCUCCAGCUCGGUCUGAACCUGGACCUCGAGCUGGAGCUCAAGGCGCGCAUCGACGGUAAUGUGACGUUGUGUCUGCUAGUCGAACAAGAAGAAACCCCCCGACCACCCUCGUCCAUCGAGCUCCCACGACCCCCGGGUCCCUUGGUCGAGGGUGCCACCGUCUCGACGGAGCUGUACCACAUGCGAGUCGGUCGGCUGCGCCUCGGCAGGCGCUGGCUCGAGCGGGACGUCAGCGCUUCGCUCACGGCCGCCGCCGUGGCUGCCGUCGCGGCCGCGGGCUUUGCGUUUGGGUUCUUGCUCGCGGCCGAUUCUGCAAGAGGGCCCGGAUCGGGCCGAUUCCUUGCCUUGAUGGUGAACUUUUGUGGGUGUUUUAUCUCUAGCUGUAUUCUGUAA
Messenger RNA from Pyricularia grisea, 1135 nucleotides. RefSeq lists its product as uncharacterized. The record is from RefSeq and is a predicted model, not a curated record. The transcript has 2 exons. The coding region runs from base 311 to 1135 and encodes 274 amino acids. NCBI's taxonomy places the organism in Eukaryota, Fungi, Ascomycota, Sordariomycetes, Magnaporthales, Pyriculariaceae.